GUUUGCAAAUGAGCGAGGACGUUGCCGGAGCGACCUUCAUGGCAGCGGGAUCUUCGGCUCCGGAACUGGCCACGUCCGUCAUCGCCGUCUUCGUGGCCAAGGACGACAUCGGUAUCAGCGGCGUCAUCGGGUCAGCCGUAUUCAACAUCAUGUUCGUCAUCUCGGUCUGCGCCCUCUUCGCCGGCCAAGUUAUCGUUAUAAACUGGUGGCCGCUGAUAAGAGACUCCACGUUCUACUGCAUCUCGAUCUGUGGCCUCUUACUCACCAUCUACAACGAGAGAGUCAACUGGUACGAAUCCGUCUUCCUCCUCUUGCUCUACGUCCUGUACAUCGCCAUGAUGUUCUACAACAAGCGCCUGGAAGCCUGGGCGAACACGCUGAACAUCCCCUUCAAGAACGCCACGAGAGAGGAGAAAUCGUCUCUCUUCGGAACCAAGCCCGUGCCUCCUGUUGGGGAAGACAUGAAGGCAGAGGGCGGCCAGGAUUCCGAAAACCCAGCCAUCGAUGGGCAAGACGAUAUCGACGUGGAGCAGACCGUGCCUCUUUUACAGACAGCAGAAACGUCUUGUAACAAUGAAAGUCCUGGCGAUGGAGGGCCAUGGACCACCGUGAGUGACGUCCCGAAGGAGGUGGAGGCGACGGAAGUGGAAUCUGCAGGAGUUAAAUCCAUGGCACCGGAAAUGAAGGAUGAAGAUGUAUCCCCUUGGACUAUGCCUGUGGGUGUCGGAGAACGUGUAAGCUGGGUGGUGAAGCUGCCCCUGGUGGCUCUUCAUCACUUCACAACACCUGACUGCCGCCGAGAACGUUUUCGACGCUGGUACUUGUUUACGUUCAUCAUGAGUAUGUUGUGGAUCGCUGCUUAUUCCUACAUCAUGGUUUGGAUGAUAACCGUCAUUGGCUUCACCCUUGGCAUUCCCGACACUGUUAUGGGUCUGACUUUCAUCGCCGUCGGAGUGUCCGUUCCCGAUGCGCUCUCAUCCCUGUGCGUGGCCAAACAAGGUUUUGGUGAUAUGGCUGUGAGCAACGCCAUUGGCAGCAAUGUGUUUGACAUUCUCCUGUGCUUAGGUCUUCCAUGGUUCCUUAAAACAGCCAUUGUUGACCCUGGUUCUGUUGUCCCAGUCGAAAGCAGAGGCCUGACUUACUCCACUGUCUCCCUCUUCUCCACUGUCGUGUUCCUUAUUGUUGCAACACACAUGAAUGGGUGGAAGCUGGACAAGAAGUAUGGGAUUGUCCUCAUGUUUUGGUACCUCAUCUUUAUGGUGUUUGCCAGCCUUUACGAACUCAACGUUUUCGGAUACUUCAAUCCCCCUGAGUGUGAGAGCAGUUAUUAGGGGGUUGGAAAUGGUAUAAUGUGAUUUACAUACAUUAUUGCAGGUGGAGGAGGAUUUUCUUUUCUUUCCUUUUUUUUUUUAGUUUUGUUAACCAUGUGGUGAAUACUAAAAUCCUCUUAUCCAGAUUUUUAUUUUUUGUUCUAUGAGCAGAAGAAAUCAGACUUUCUCUUAUUUUAUAUGAAAAUUGAGUUUCCUUUUUCAAAAUAACUUGAAAAUGAGCAUAAUGAUGAACUGAAAAACAGUCAUUUUCGUUCCUUCACGGAUCAUACUCAUAAUGUUGCCAUUUAGCAUAGAGAAGUUUUUAGAAUAGUCAUCCGAUAAGAAAAGUGAAUGAUACUAAGAAUACAUUUGCCUUCACAUGAAAAUAAUAAACUUACUUUUUGAUAAGCAGUUCAUGUGUUGCAAUUUUGUAGCUGUCAUCAUAGCUUAGCUUUCAGAAGAAUACAAGUUUACAUGUAUCAUUUAUAAAGUCUUGUUGAAUUAGUGCUCUGGAGGUUUUGCGGAUGAUAUCCAAAGACAGUUUUGUGAAUGGUGUGUAGUGACUGUCCUAUGAAUGGAAGAUUCGUGAUGUUUUUAGAAUGGAAUCUGAAGGCAAGUUUUGUGAAUUAAAUAUAAAAGAAGUUUUAUGAAUGGAAUCCAGAGACAGUAUUAAUAACUUAUUCUGCAGGGGGUUAAGAACUUAUGCAUGGAUACUGGCAGAGCUUACAUAGGUCAUUUCUUCGUCAUUGUUCAGGUUGUGAUCAGUUCUAUGAAAUCGCUGAAACAGAUUUUGACGAUCCAUUAUGUGUAUAUUAUAUGAUUAUACGUAUAUAUACACAUUCGCUUGGGGUAUACUGAUCGUUGUUAUGGUAGUGCUAAUCAUUGUACCAUGAACAUCAUUAAUAUAAUUAAUAAGAGUAAAUGUAUUGGCAGACUUAAUGACUAUUAUACUAACCCAACUGUUAUGAUAAAAAUAUUGCAUAGAAUAAUAUGCAAAUAUUGGAAGAAAACGUAUUGCGAUAUAAAAAAAAAAAAGAUAGUUGUAUACUCAAAUUAAUCAAGUAGCCGUGAUGAUAAUUCUAAAGAAAAAAUACAUUGGCUAUAGCAGAACCAUGUGCUAUAAUAGUGAUGUAGGUGGUUGUGUGAUGUUAUUUGUGGAAUGCCAGAAAGUCAUUUCCUUUAGAUUUUUUCAUUACUUCUGUUGACUUUGUAUAGUCAUGCGCAUAUAUGUAUAUGUGUUUGCGCUUGUGUUUGUGUGUGUGCGUGUGUAUGUGUAUGUGUAUUUGUAUGUGUAUGUGUAUGUGUAUGUGUGUGUGUGUGUGUGUGUAUGUGUGUGUGUGCCCAUCUAUAUAUUUGUGGGUUUUUUUUGUUUGUUUGUUUAAAUGUAUGUAUUGAUUUGUUUCAGUUUACACAGGUAUUCACAUCCAUUAUUUAUCAACACCUCAAGCUGCCAUUCAGUCAUUUUGGGGCGCCUGUAUGUGUAUGUGUAAUCGAACGUAUGUGCGUGUGUGUUCUAAUCAGGGACGUCAUUUCAGCUUUUUCUUGAGAGGAAGGGGGCGAGCGAAGCAAAAACAAAAAAAAAAAAAAACUACAACAAAAGGAAAACUAGCUAUUCUAGGGGCAUUUUAAAGCUAUAACCGGACCUAUAUUGGUGUAAUGUAAUUAAGAAAAAUAAAAUGAAUGUUGCCCUGGGGGGGAGCCAGACCUUAUGGGGAUCAAAUAGAGUCUUGGGGAGGAACUGCCCCUCCCAGCCCCCCACCCCACCCCCCAAAUGACGCCCCUGGUUCAAAUGUAUAAGGUUCAUACUACGGCUCCAUAUCGAUGCCGCUGCUCGUUUGUCUGUAUAAAUAUAUAUAUAUAUAUAUAUAUAUAUAUAUAUAUAUAUAUAUAGGGAAGAGAAAAAAACUUUCAUAGCUGAUUGUUCUGUUAAUGAGGCCCGUCCAUCACACUGUAAUAGUUUCUGAUGCUGACACGAAUAUUGAAUUACCUUGUUUACAAACAGGGCCUCUGGUAGUGAAGCAGUGCAGGGUUAAGAUAUAUGGCGAACAGUGGCAAUUAUUUCGAAUUGUUAUGAUAUAUCACAAUAAGAAAAAAAAAAAAAAAAAAAAACUCCCGACUUCCAACAUAUGGUUCUGCUUGUAAUCAGCUGAUAAACCAAAUCAAAACAAAAGAGAAACAUAUAUAUAAUAUUAAAACAAGAUAUGAGAGAAAAAAAAAACACUACCUCAACAGUAUGACAAUAUGAUGGUCAGUAUCGCCUAAGUUGUUCUUCGUGUGAUAAAAUCAGACCUCUUCCAUUAGAUCUUUAAAUUGUAUUACAGUUUAUCAAAGAUAUCUAAUAUACAUUCCAUUCAGUACUUUCUUUGUUUAUUUGUUUUAUUGUGUUUAUGAUCCCUGUGUUUAGUGUUUAGAUCCAUGUCAUGCGUAUUUUCAAACCCAAAUGCGUUGUGUUUGUUAUAUGAUUCAAAAUAUUUUUUUUUAGUAAUAUUAUUACUAUUAUCAUUAUCAUUAAUGUCAUUAUUAUUGUUAUUUUGACUUCUGAUUUGAUUUAUCAUUCUUAUAUGCAUCCGCUAUGUGUAGUGGAUAUCUUGUGCACUAUUUAUAUGUUAAUGGCUUAUAAAAGAAUAUCACAUUUUAUUUACUCAAACCAAAGCCACAUAAAAAAACAAAAAAAAACUUUCACCCUCUCUACUUUUUCUCUCUUUCUGUUCCUUUAACCCUCUCUCUCUCACUCUCACUCUGCUUUCCU
This is a messenger RNA of Penaeus chinensis, 4059 nucleotides long. Its product is annotated as probable sodium/potassium/calcium exchanger CG1090. Gene Ontology annotation, biological process: calcium ion transmembrane transport; intracellular calcium ion homeostasis. NCBI's taxonomy places the organism in Eukaryota, Metazoa, Arthropoda, Malacostraca, Decapoda, Penaeidae. Gene Ontology annotation, molecular function: calcium channel activity; calcium, potassium:sodium antiporter activity. The record is from RefSeq and is a predicted model, not a curated record. Gene Ontology annotation, cellular component: membrane.